GCUAGCCCUUCCUCCCUCCCGGAGUCCAUGUGUCGUGCCUCUCCCGGUCCCACCUUACUGCUGGGUAUGAAGAGGUUGUCUGUGCUGCUGGUGGACUUCAGGAAACCAACGGGGCUGAGUGGAACUGUGAGAGGAGGAGAAGAGAUGAAAGGAUCAGAUUUGACACAUCAAAGAGAAAGACCAGACUCAGAGGAACCAGAGCCAGGGACGUCCAAACCAGCAAGAAGACACCAGUGUUCCCACUGUGGAAAGGGUUGUAACCACUUAAAUGAGCUUAAACGACACGAGAGAAUACACACAGGGGAGAAGCCUUACCAUUGCUCCCACUGUGGAAAGCGUUUUAACGAUUUGGGCAAGGUGAAACGACAUGAGAGAAUACACACAGGGGAGAAGCCUUACCAUUGCUCCCACUGUGGAAAGUGUUUCAACCAGUUAGGGACCCUGAAACAGCACAAGGUAAUACACACAGGGGAGAAUCGUUACCACUGCUCCCAGUGUGGAAAGGGUUUUAACGAUUUGGGGAAGCUGAAACGACAUGAGAGAAUACACACAGGGGAGAAGCCUUACCAUUGCUCGCAAUGUGAAAAGAUGUAUAGGGAGAAAGAACACCUGAAAGCCCAUGAGAAAAUUCACACAGGGGAGAAGCCUUACCAAUGCUCCCAGUGUGGAAAGUGUUUCACCUGGGCAGGGUAUCUGAAAAAACACGAAAGAAUACACACAGGGGAGAAGCCUUACCACUGCUCCCGGUGUGGCAAGUGUUUCAACGGGGCAGGGGAUCUGGAAAAACACGAAAGAAUACAUACAGGAGAGAAGCCUUACCACUGCUCCCGCUGUGUCAAGUGUUUUAACCAGUUAGGGGCCCUGAAACAGCACGAGAGAAUACACACAGGGGAGAAGCCUUACCACUGCUCCCAGUGUGGCAAGUGUUUUAACCAGUUAGGGACCCUGAAACAGCACAAGAUAAUACACACAGGGGAGAUGCAUUACCACUCCUCCCAGGAUGCAAAGCUUUUGCCCAUUUAGGAAGCCUGAAAUAACAUGAGACACAGAGGAGAAGGCUUACAGAAGGUUCGAUUUUGGGAAAACAUAUUACUCAUAACAAUCACUUAAACGUCAUUAGAGAAUCCACACAGGAGAGAGAAAUUACUUCUCUUAGCGUGUAUAUUGAUAUUUCACAUCUCAUUUUUCUUACAAUUCAUCAGAGAACAUACACAGUGCUCCCGUUGUCUUAUAUUGUUGCCUUAUAAUGUGUUGACCUGUUUUUACCAGAUGAAAUUGCUUCUUCCAAUUAUUGAUAAACAUGUACCUGUUAAGAAACUGACUGUUAGAUAUGUUAAGGCUCCAUGGAUUGAUGAGGAAUUUAAAAACUGUAUGUUUGAAAGAGUUGGGGCAAAAGGAGUGGCUAAUAAGUCUGGCUGCACAUCUGGCUGGCUUACAUACUGCAAAUUGAGAAAUUAUGUGACCAAACUCAACAAAAAUAAUAAACUUAUUAAGAAGCCAAGAUCAAUGAUAUAAAGAAUGAUGGAAAAAAACCUCAUGAAAGAAAAGCAGUGCAAGUUUUGAAUUUUGUAAAGUUAGUGUGGGAGAGGUGGAACAAUUGUUAUCGAUCCAAUAAUGACAAACCUCCUGGCAUUGACAACUUAGAUGGAAAGCUACUGAGGACAGUAGCUGACUCUAUAGCCACUCCUAUCUGACAUAUUUUUAACAUGAGCCUAGAGGAAGGUCUUUGUUCUCAGGCCUGGAGGGAAGCCCAAUUAAUCCACUACCUAGUCAUGUAAGACUGGAACAUAGUAUCAACAGGAACUCUUAGUUCCCUUUAUCCAUCUGUUACCUAAAAUAUAGUUUCAACACACAGACAUCUGACUUUGUACAGUUGACCUUUUCAUGCACUUGCAAGGUGUCUACCACUGAUUCUUUAUCUCAAGCUAAAGCAAAACAUGAAUCAUUGUACUUUUGUCAUCACAGGUGUUCCUGUAAUGUACAGAUAUCAUCAAAGUUCUUACAAGUCAAAUUACACACAUCUCUGACACACACACUUAUCCCACCAGACAUGCCACCGGGGGUCUUUUCACAGUUCACAAGAUUCCAGAACAAAUUCAAGAAAGCGUAUAGUAUUAUAUAGGGCCCUUAUUGCAUGGAACUUCCUUCCAUCUCAUAUUGCUCAAAUAAACAGCAAACCUGGUUUCAAAAAACAGAUAAAGCAACCCCUCUCCCCUAUUUGACCCAGGUAGUUUGUGUGUAUGCAUUGAUAUGGAGGCUACGUUUACCUUUUACAAAAUGUAUGUAGUUCUGUCCUUGAUCUGUUCUUGUCUAUUGAUGUUCUGUAUUAUUGUCACGCCAUAGAGAGGUCUUUUAUUCUCUAUUUUGGUUAGGCCAGGGGGUGACUCGGGUGGGAAUUCCAGUUUCUUUAUUUCUAUGUUUUCUAUUUCUUUGUUUUUGGCCGAGUGUGGUUCCCAAUCGGAGGCAGCUGUCUAUCAUUGUCUCUAAUUGUGAAUCAUACUUAGGCAGCCUUUUUCCACCUGUGUUUUUUGGGUAGUUGUUUUCUGUAUAGUUGAUUUGCCUUACAGAACUGUUUGUUCUUCUCUUUGUUAUUUUGUUUGAAUGUUUUUUGAUUAAAUAAAAAUCAUGAACACUUACCACGCUGCGCUUUGGUCCAUGCCUUCCGACGAGAGACGUGACAAUUGUGUCAUGUUUUGUGUUGACCGCAGGAGGGGUAGCUGCUGCUUUUGCAACAGCUAAUGGGGAUCCUAGUAAAAUACCAAAU
This is a messenger RNA of Oncorhynchus kisutch (coho salmon), 2764 nucleotides long. RefSeq names its product zinc finger protein 239-like. Gene Ontology annotation, biological process: regulation of transcription by RNA polymerase II. The transcript has 2 exons. The coding region runs from base 28 to 1023 and encodes 331 amino acids. The record is from RefSeq and is a predicted model, not a curated record. Lineage: Eukaryota; Metazoa; Chordata; Actinopteri; Salmoniformes; Salmonidae. Gene Ontology annotation, cellular component: nucleus. Gene Ontology annotation, molecular function: DNA-binding transcription factor activity, RNA polymerase II-specific; RNA polymerase II transcription regulatory region sequence-specific DNA binding.